Molecule: messenger RNA, 1350 nt
Organism: Cadophora gregata
Lineage: Eukaryota; Fungi; Ascomycota; Leotiomycetes; Helotiales; Ploettnerulaceae
Exons: 1
Coding region: 1-1350 (449 amino acids)
Source: RefSeq, a predicted model, not a curated record
AUGGUUCAAUUGAAUGGGAGACAAUGCACGGCAAAUCGGCCAUGUCGGACAUCCAAGACGAUACCCAACAAUCCCCCUGGUGUCGCCAGCAGCCUGAAGAGAAGCAGACAGCAAACCAUGGAGGACGAUUUGGUUGCCCAGCUAAGUGCUUAUCUGACUCUGGCUAUACGAGACGAAGCCAGAGAUAUUUUGCUACGCGAGCCUCGUCUGGCAGGUCGAAACUUGGGCUCGCCUGAGCUUGAUGAUAUUUUGCGGCAAAUUCUUGACAAACGUUACCGAGAAUCGCCAUCGGAUGGCUCGAGUCAGGCCCAGAACUGGAGAAAGUUGGUCCGACUUUUCGAACUUGUAUCGAUCAUGGCACCGCGAGACCAAAGAAUCCAAACUUCAACGAUAACAAAAAUUCUUGCUUCAAUAUCCAAACCAGAAAUUUCCCGUGGUGGACAGCUUCUUCUCCAGCUCAUUCCACAUCCAUAUUUGUGCUUGCUGAAACCCUGUCUUUUAGCGAUCGUCAAGUUUAUAUGCUUCUUGGAACCAUUCAUUCAUAUGUUUGAUCAAUAUUCUACAACAGGACGAUUACUUUUGGUACCUCCGGCCUAUGAUCCAAUAUCUUACCUCUUUCCAAACCAGCCUAAAGAACUUUUCUGGUCUGAAGACGUCCCUUAUCUGAUUCAAGAAGGAGGGAUCACUAAAAUCGACAUCGGUGUCGAAGGUCAUGAAGUCUUCCAGACUACUGAUUUGGAAAGAUUUGACUGGACUGAUGUCGACCCCUUCAGCCUCUCUCUGGAUACCGAUGAGUGCACCAACGUAACAAUCAUGUCGUUCUCGCGAUACGAAAUCGCUUCGGCCCAUCUAGUGGAAGCACCCUUACCCAAAGGCGAUUGUGUCUUCAUUCCCAGUCUCUCUUUCGCCGAAAUAUCCAUUGCCAGGAUGAUUUUCUCUGGAGAUAUUGAUAAUCAUGACGCCAUCGAGCUCAUAGAUGACUGGAUGCCCACUAACGAGAAUUUGGUGUCACUAUUCUUAUCAUCCAUGUCUCUGCUUACCAUCGCAAUGUCUUGGAUCUCUUCAUACCACAUCCGGAAGUUCUUGGCACCACUUGGUAAUCUUGUUACUGCUGCUAACUUUGUACGGAUCACAUCACAAUUCGACUCGCUAACAAUGUGGUGUUUGCGGCAUCCAUCAUUGUUGCUCAACUUGAAUCAACUGAUUGAACUUCGACGUCGCACGUUUUAUAUGAAUGCUCUAUUCUCAUUGAAGGCUGAUCAGGCUGCGUCUUACGAAUCAUUUCUUGAAUACUUUGAUCUCAAUUUUCCAACAUAUACGGGUACCAUGGAUGCUGCAGUUAACAUUUGA